Haliotis rufescens (red abalone) is the source of this 1771-nucleotide messenger RNA. RefSeq lists its product as uncharacterized. The record is from RefSeq and is a predicted model, not a curated record. The coding region runs from base 1 to 1548 and encodes 515 amino acids. The transcript is spliced from 10 exons. NCBI's taxonomy places the organism in Eukaryota, Metazoa, Mollusca, Gastropoda, Lepetellida, Haliotidae.
AUGUGCGCAUGCUUGUAUAACUACGAUCAUUACACUGUGCGAGAAGGGUCUCCAGUACUUUCUGGCCAGUUUUCGCCAAAUGCACUCUUGAUUUCCAAAUUAUCAACAAACGAUGGUGACAGUGUAAUAUUGACAUUAGGAAAGAGACUUCUCCAACCCCGAAGGUGUUUAUGUUUAGGGGCGACCUCCGUUGUAGCUUUCCUAGUGCUGAGUAGAGUCCCCAGGGCUGACUCCCCAUCCGACAGAGCUCUACACACCUCGGCUGUACAUCACCACAGGGAACAGCCUCCACGGCCGGCUGACUCACAACCACAGGCAGACACAAGGAAGCCAGUGAUGUCUAAACCAGAGCUCUCGAUGAAGCUGAAGCAGGCAAAGGAGGAGGCGCUGUGGGGGAUGUUUGUUGCCGAUGCCAUCGCUAUGCCCGUACACUGGUACUACAAUGCAGGGGACAUCAAGCGAGGAUACGGAGGGUGGCUGACAAAGUAUGAAGCUCCAAACAAAAAACAUCCCUCGAGCAUCAUGUCGUUGUCAAAUAUUGGCGGCAGCGGACGAGGGGGUGACAAGGUCAAGGCUGUGAUAGGCGAUGUCAUCCUCCAUGGCAAGCUGAAGUACUGGUCGGGCAACAACCACUCCACACACUAUCACCAAGGUAUGAAUGCCGGAGACAACACAUUGAACGCCCUCAUGGCGCUGGAGAUGAUGAAGACGUUUGAGAGAGUUGAUCAUGACGUCGUGAGGGAGGACCGAGACGUGCGCAGUGAGGUGCUGGAGGCCUACGUCAAGUUCAUGACCACGCCGGGGUCUCACGGAGACACGUACGCCGAGUCUUUCCAUAGGUCUUUCUUCAAGGAUUGGUCCUCAUUGUCAAGUCCGCCUGAGACAGCUGAUGAUCUCAUUGAGUAUACAGAACAAAGAUACAAACAAAAGACAAAGGGAUCUCCAGACUCUCAGCUGGUUGUGAUUGGUGCGUUAGUACCCACAAUUCCCUGGGUGUUGAGGAGCGCACACAAGACAGAGACAGAGUGUGCUAAGUCUGCGGUAGACUUCAUCAAGCUGACCCACCCAGUGACUGCCCUGGUGCCCUACGUGGACAUGUACGCCCGGCUGCUGCAUGCCGUGCUCAACGGACACGAUCUGAAGGCGGAGGCUGUGAAACUGCUCAGUCACUCAGAGCUGGGUGGGCCAUCGAAGAGGGAUCUGGUUCUGAAGAUGCUGGAACAGGCCCAUGGAUCUCCCAAAGGGUCCGAGGAGCGUCUCCGCGCCUACCAGUCUGCCGUGUCUAACCUGGGCCUGGCCUGCUACAUAGAGGGCGCUAUCAGCUCACUCCUCUACCUGGCCGUGGAGUUCAGUGAUGACUUCGAGGGUGGAGUUCUGGCAAACGCUAAUGUUGGAGGUGAGAACUGUCACCGAGGAGCUGCGCUGGGAGCGUUGCUGGGAGCUGCAGCUGCAGCUCAGGGGAAGACAAUCGCCCAGAAAUGGAAGGAUGGACUGGGAACAGCUCAGAAAGGCCUCAAGACUGUUGUCUCACAAAUGAACAAAGAUUGAAAACACUUUUAAAAAUGAAAUGUACUUCCUCUUGUUCAGUGCUAUGUUGGAAGAUCUGCAGCAUUUGGUCAUGUGCUUGUGAUUGACUGAUAGUUGGUGCAGUAUUUCAUUCUAGCGAAUAUUGGAUACUCUCAAUUAGAUUUUCAUCCCAAUGUUUGGCGUGGGGCAUUUUAUGUUUACUAUUGUACAAAAUAUAAUUGGUACAUGUGUAGUAGGUAGUGGG